AGAAGAAGAUUUCCAUGUUAAAGAGUGCGGAGAAUAGUUGAACGCUCCGGACCUAAGAAGUCACAACUGUCGGAGCAUGUACACGAGAAUCGGACAGUUUCUCGCUUUAGUGAGGGGCCCAAGGCCACACAUGCACGAUGUCCUCGUCGAAAGAACCCCGCUGCGUCGUUUGCGACAGAAUCGCUGUGCUGAUGUGCAACUGCUAUGAGCGAUACUUCUGUACACGGGAGUGUCAGAAUGGAGACUGGGAGGUGGGCCACUUCAAAACUUGUAAAGUAGUAGUGGAGGGUGCUGGUGAAGGCUCACAAUCCAAAGCCUCGAUAGGAGCGAGAAGUCAGAGGGCUGCAGAUCAACACUAUCAAGUGCAACACUCGCGAGUUUUGUUAUCAGGCAGCCCGGGUGUCACCUCUAAUAGAAGUGACAUCAACGCUAUGUCAGACGCAGCCAAUUACAGCCCCAGCAGACGGGCACGUUAUGAGCGAGGCAUUCUACUACCUAAGUCCACUGCCAAACAGGAUAUGGAAUGUUGCGCGAAUGAGCCAAUGUCGAAGGCGGUACUAAACGAGAGUGCAUAUGUCGCUGACAUAAACAAGGUUCAUCAAGUCGGGCCUGGGGAUCAAGGUAGUGUUGCAAGGUUUCGUCCUUACGUAGCAAGCGUGGCGUCCGACUCGUACAAUGUGCGAAACAGAGACGACCCGGCGCGGCCGCCUCAUCAGGCACGUGGUCGUGCACUUGGGUCACACCAAGGCCUGAGUACCCCAGUUCAGAGUCAUCCAGCGAUCAGAAGUGUAAAUCCCGACACCGUAUUUGACAAGAAAAGAUCCUCGGCGGAUCUAAGCAGGGCCGAUUCGUUGCGUUCAGAGACGAUGAGCCGGCCUGAUACUGGCCGACUAAACCCUGCAGAGGGAUACAAGUGGAUGUCACAGAAGGAGCGUUCGACAACCGGAGGCAGCAACCAGACUAGCACCACUGACGGGCAUGUAUUGAGAGAGCCACCCCAAAACGGCGUGUCUCAGGACAGCGCGGGCAAUCUUGCGCGAUAUUCAGGGAAUCCUGGUGUGAGCGUGGCGCCGAACCCAGAUAGUGGUUUGCGUACUAUAGGUUCUCAAGAAAACGCUGUAAUUCUCAAGCGCUCUUCCGGAUUCGUCAACGACGGUUCUGUUACAGGUCGCGAGGACAAUUUGAUGUACGAUGGGUCGAGGAGUACCAACGCCCGUACAUCAGUUAUGACUUGUAUGUGGCCUAAUUGCCAGCUUCAGUUUCACUCCGAGCUGGCUUUGCGGGAACACAUCGACCUGCACAAACAAAUGGCUGUACAUGCAAGUGCUAAUACAAUUAAUGGCGACAAUGCUGGGCAAGUGAGGGGUAGGGGUAGGCCUCGGCGCAAUUCCCUUUCGCAACCAGUUCAGCCUGGGGGCGGUGGUGCGCGACUGUAUAUGGAAGCACCACCAAGUUACGCUUUGAAGCCAAGAAACAGCGAUUUGCCGGGGCCUAAUGAGACCGAGCUUACUACAAUUGUGAGCGCCGGCAUGUCUGGGUUGGCAGUCCCUGUUCGAUCCACUGAGUUGACGGUAGGUGCGAGUGACUCGGCAUCGUCAGGCGUACAGAGCGCGACAGUCGCCACAGCCACGAAAAAGACAUUUGCCUGCUCCUGGACUGACUGUGAUAAAGGGUUCACCUACCGGAGUGAUCUUACGAAGCACAUGCGGAGGCACACUGGGGAAACGCCGUAUAACUGCACGUGGGAGGGUUGUGGCAAGCGCUUCACAACAUCUAGCCGCUUAACCGCGCAUGUGCGUACACACACUGGCGAAAAGCCAUAUCACUGCACUUGGCAAGGAUGUGGCAAGCGGUUCACCGAGAGUGGACAUUUGAAGCGACACACUCGGACGCACACAAGGGAAUGCCCCUACCCUUGUCGCUGGGAAAAUUGCGGCAAAAAGUUCAUAACAUCCACAGGUCUGGUUGCGCACAUGCGCACCCAUAAUGGGGUCCACCCAUUUGCUUGCACGUGGACAAAUUGCGGUCGGCUAUUUACCACAAAAGCCGGCUUAGAUUAUCAUACACGCACGCACACUGGGCACAAACCCUAUGCGUGCACGUGGGAAAAUUGCGAGAAGAAGUUCACAAGCAGAGGGGGCCUGAUGUAUCACACGAAGGUACAUCAGAAGAGUAUUUUCAACAAUUAGUUAUUGCAGCUUUGCUUGUAGUACAUUGAUUGGAAUCGGCUAGCCGUCACUGGCGAUGAUAAGCCUGCUCCCCAGAAAGAUCCGGAAUGUUUCCGGUCUUCAUUCAUUUGCACUCUAUUACCGAGAGUGCAGGAAGAGUUCGUGAUUCACUGCUUUCAGAAUUGUAAUUGUUUGUUGAUCUCGUUUGAGGCUACAACAAUAGCAUAUACUAAUAUAAAGAGUAGGAUCAUUUCAUUCAUUUAGUUUCUCACAUUUAGGUACGCUAUUCUUUCAUACUGUGGUCACAAGAUGUAAUCGCCUGCAGUUUGUUAAUCUAUUUCGGUGUAUAACCUGACCGCAUGUGGGAAAAGUAGUGUUGGCCCUCAAACACUAUAUUUUUAUGCCAGACUCGUUCAAUUUACAGUUCACUCUAAAGUUGGUUUGGGAGAAUUUGGUAAUUCUACAGGCGUGGAGGCGAAUUUAACGUUUCAUAUACUGAACUCAAGGUUGAGCAGACGAGUCUGACAAGAAUCGGACAUGACUAUCGCCACAGAACGAACGGGAAAUUCCACCAGAGGCCAGGCUCUACAGUUGGUUUCUUCACAAAUACACUCAGCUAUAAUUAUCCAAAUUUCUCCGCUGGCUGAAUCAUAGUUUGAAUUUACAUUGAGGUAAAUACUGAAAAUUGGGAUACAUUUCAUUCUGUGUUUCCUGGACUGUAUCAGCGACGGUAAACACGAAAUUUACAGCACAAGCUAAGCAAGGGUCAAGUAGCGCCUCUAAGCAUCUGAACACCAAUAAUAAUUAAGGUGCAACGACCAGACAGAUUGUUCAGCUUUAUAACGCUGUACCAUGAGAUUAAAAGUUUCAUCUGUGCAUUUUUCGAAAUAGCGCGACUACCA
Sphaeroforma arctica JP610 is the source of this 3070-nucleotide messenger RNA. RefSeq lists its product as hypothetical. Lineage: Eukaryota; Ichthyosporea; Ichthyophonida. Gene Ontology annotation, cellular component: nucleus. The record is from RefSeq and is a predicted model, not a curated record. Bases 138 to 2189 code for a protein of 683 amino acids. The transcript has 2 exons.